AUGCCCAAUACAGUCGAAGUUGAAAGAGCUCUUCGAGUACUUGAUGGUGCAGUUCUAGUAUUAUGUGCUGUCGGUGGAGUCCAAUGUCAAACAAUCACAGUGACUAGGCAAAUGGAUCGUGCAGAUCAUGUUCGAGUUCUUAAUCAAAUAAGGUCAAAGCUUAACUUCAAUUCAGCUUUUAUUAAUAUACCCAUAUGUCAAGAGCCAAAAAGUACAGGAAUAAUUGACUUGAUUAGUGAGACAGUUGUUUAUUUUGAUGAACCGUUUGGUUUAACUGUAAGACAGGAUGCUAUCCCAUCUUCCAUGUUAGCCGAAACUAAAGAACGUCGUGCUGAAUUUAUCGAAUGUUUAGCUAAUGCUGAUGACGAGAUUGGAGAAGCAUUUUUAAGUGAAAAGCCAUUAACUCAAGCUGAAUUAAAAGCUGGUUUACAUAGAGCUACACUUGCAAGACGAUUUGUUCCAGUUUUAGUUGGUUCAGCAUUACGUAACCGUGGUGUACAGCUUUUACUCGAUGCCAUUUUGGAUUAUUUGCCUAAUCCUGGAGAAGUAAUCUAUCAUGCUUUGAAUGAAAGUUCUGGUGAAACUAGAAAGGUCCCACUGAAACCUGAACGAAGCAGUGAUAAUCCAUUCCUGGGACUGGCUUUCAAACUGGAAGCUAGUAAAUUUGGUCAGUUAACUUAUAUGCGUAUCUAUCAAGGUUGUUUACGUCGUGGUGAUUCAGUGAGAAAUUCUCGUACAGGUCGUCGUAUUCGAGUGUCUCGACUUGGUCGAUUAAAUGUUACAGAAUUAGAAGAUUUAGAAGCUGUUUAUGCAGGAGAUAUUGCUGCAUUUUUCGGUGUUGAUUGUGCAUCUGGUGAUACAAUGGUUGAUGUAAAUAUGAAAGAACCAUUAGCUAUGGAAUCAAUGUUCAUCCCAGAACCAGUUGUAUCAAUGUCAAUUAAACCGACUAAUAAAUCAACUAUUGAGUCAUUUAGUAAGGGUUUAGCACGAUUUACACGUGAAGACCCAACGUUUAUUCUUUCACAAGAUUCUGAUACUGGUGAAUCAAUAGUGUCUGGUAUGGGGGAAUUACACUUGGAAAUUUAUGCUCAACGUUUAGCACGAGAGUAUAAUGCACCAUGUACAUUAGGUAAACCUCGUGUUGCAUUUCGUGAAACAUUAAGUGAACCAUUCGAAUUUGAUUAUCUUCAUAAACGACAAUCUGGUGGUGCUGGUCAAUAUGGUCGAGUAAUUGGUAUACUUGAACCUUUACCUCCUAAUUCUUAUACAAAAUUGAUUUUUUCCGAUGAAACAGUUGGUACAAAUGUACCUAAAAAUUAUGUUCCAGCUAUUGAAACUGGUUUUCGUAAUUCUUGUCAAGUUGGUCAGUUAGCUGGACAAAAAAUUACUGGUUUACGAUUUCGUUUACAAGAUGGAGAUAAUCAUUGUGUAGAUAGUAGUGAUUGGGCUUUUCAACAAGCAGCUGAAGGUGCUAUGAAACAAGCUAUGGAUGAAGGUUCCUGGUUAUUAUUAGAGCCAAUUAUGUAUGUGGAAGUAUCUGCGCCAGCAGAAUUUCAAGGUGUAUUAAUUGCCACUGUAACACGACGUAAUGGUCUUAUUGUCAGUACGGAAGUUAGUGAAUCUUAUGCUAUGGUUAAUGCAGAAGUACCAUUAAAUGAUAUGUUUGGCUUUUCCGGUGAAUUACGCAGUAUUACUGAGGGUAAAGGUGAAUUUACAAUGGAGUAUCUAAGGUAUUGUCCAACUCGACAAGCAACUAGCGAUGCAUUAAUUGAAGAAUAUGAAGCAGCUGAAGAGGCGAAAUUGAUUGCUAGCGGUAAAGGUGGAGCAAUUACUAGAAGAAAGAAGAACAUUACGUACCGUGGUGUACAGCUUUUACUCGAUGCCAUUUUGGAUUAUUUGCCUAAUCCUGGAGAAGUAAUCUAUCAUGCUUUGAAUGAAAGUUCUGGUGAAACUAGAAAGGUCCCACUGAAACCUGAACGAAGCAGUGAUAAUCCAUUCCUGGGACUGGCUUUCAAACUGGAAGCUAGUAAAUUUGGUCAGUUAACUUAUAUGCGUAUCUAUCAAGGUUGUUUACGUCGUGGUGAUUCAGUGAGAAAUUCUCGUACAGGUCGUCGUAUUCGAGUGUCUCGACUUGGUCGAUUAAAUGUUACAGAAUUAGAAGAUUUAGAAGCUGUUUAUGCAGGAGAUAUUGCUGCAUUUUUCGGUGUUGAUUGUGCAUCUGGUGAUACAAUGGUUGAUGUAAAUAUGAAAGAACCAUUAGCUAUGGAAUCAAUGUUCAUCCCAGAACCAGUUGUAUCAAUGUCAAUUAAACCGACUAAUAAAUCAACUAUUGAGUCAUUUAGUAAGGGUUUAGCACGAUUUACACGUGAAGACCCAACGUUUAUUCUUUCACAAGAUUCUGAUACUGGUGAAUCAAUAGUGUCUGGUAUGGGGGAAUUACACUUGGAAAUUUAUGCUCAACGUUUAGCACGAGAGUAUAAUGCACCAUGUACAUUAGGUAAACCUCGUGUUGCAUUUCGUGAAACAUUAAGUGAACCAUUCGAAUUUGAUUAUCUUCAUAAACGACAAUCUGGUGGUGCUGGUCAAUAUGGUCGAGUAAUUGGUAUACUUGAACCUUUACCUCCUAAUUCUUAUACAAAAUUGAUUUUUUCCGAUGAAACAGUUGGUACAAAUGUACCUAAAAAUUAUGUUCCAGCUAUUGAAACUGGUUUUCGUAAUUCUUGUCAAGUUGGUCAGUUAGCUGGACAAAAAAUUACUGGUUUACGAUUUCGUUUACAAGAUGGAGAUAAUCAUUGUGUAGAUAGUAGUGAUUGGGCUUUUCAACAAGCAGCUGAAGGUGCUAUGAAACAAGCUAUGGAUGAAGGUUCCUGGUUAUUAUUAGAGCCAAUUAUGUAUGUGGAAGUAUCUGCGCCAGCAGAAUUUCAAGGUGUAUUAAUUGCCACUGUAACACGACGUAAUGGUCUUAUUGUCAGUACGGAAGUUAGUGAAUCUUAUGCUAUGGUUAAUGCAGAAGUACCAUUAAAUGAUAUGUUUGGCUUUUCCGGUGAAUUACGCAGUAUUACUGAGGGUAAAGGUGAAUUUACAAUGGAGUAUCUAAGGUAUUGUCCAACUCGACAAGCAACUAGCGAUGCAUUAAUUGAAGAAUAUGAAGCAGCUGAAGAGGCGAAAUUGAUUGCUAGCGGUAAAGGUGGAGCAAUUACUAGAAGAAAGAAGAAGUAAUUGAUUAUCGACUCUUAUUGAAGGGACUAAGACAAAAUUGAUUUAAGAAGUCAAUGAAGAGGAAGGAUUAUUCUCUUUCUGAUGGUAAAUCAUUCAUACAUAUGUCUUUCUCAAUUGUAAAAAGAACAUCAUUCAUAUAUACAAUGUAUAUUUUCCG
Molecule: messenger RNA, 3376 nt
Organism: Schistosoma curassoni
Lineage: Eukaryota; Metazoa; Platyhelminthes; Trematoda; Strigeidida; Schistosomatidae
Source: the annotation of a GenBank genome assembly